AUGGCUGCCACCGGGCGACUCGUGUCAAGGUUGGCGAUGGUGACGGGUGGCGGCAGUGGGAUUGGUCGUGCGGUUUGCCAUCGCCUGGCCUCCGAGGGCGCCUCAGUUGUGGUCGCUGACGUCAACGAGGCGUCUGCCAAUGAGACACUUCAAAGUCUGCCCGGUGACCUCAGGGGUCAGGCCCACAUGGCUGUGGCGGCAGACGUGGCAUCAAAAGAGAGCAUUAAAAACGUGCUCACAAGUAUCCAAGCUCGCUACUUCCAGCCGCCCUCAGUGUGCGUGAACGCGGCAGGCAUCACCAUGGAUAACUUUCUACUCGACAUGGAGGAAAAUGACUUUGACACGGUGGUUCAGGUCAACCUAAAAGGCUCCUUUUUGGUUAUUCAGGCUGUCGCUCAGGCCCUGGUAGCCUGUGGAGCUGCCAAAGGAUCAAUCAUCACUGUGGGCAGCAUUGUAGGCAAAGUGGGAAACAUGGGACAGGUCAAUUACGCCGCCUCAAAAGCUGGAGUGGAGGGUUUAACCAGGACGGCCGCCAAGGAGCUCAGUAGGUUUGGGAUUCGAUGUAACUGUGUGUUGCCGGGGUUUAUAUCUACGCCCAUGACGGACAAAGUGCCUGAGAAGGUGAUCUUCAAGAUGAAGUCUCUGGUACCGCUGGGCAGGAUGGGCGAGGCAGCAGAAGUCGCUGACGUGUGUGCCUUCCUGGCCUCGGACGACGCCCGUUAUGUCACGGGGGCCAGCCUGGAAGUCACUGGUGGCCUUUUCAUGGGGUAA
Messenger RNA from Nerophis lumbriciformis (worm pipefish), 771 nucleotides. NCBI's taxonomy places the organism in Eukaryota, Metazoa, Chordata, Actinopteri, Syngnathiformes, Syngnathidae. The record is from RefSeq and is a predicted model, not a curated record.